UAGCCAGCAUGCUUGUCCUAUUUUCAAUGAAGAAUUGCUUCAAGUUACUUUCUAACCACAAAGUCCCAACAGCUGGCUUUAAAAACACAGUAAAAAAUGGGCUAAUUUUACAGUCAGUUUCCAAUGAUGUUUAUCAAAAUCUGGCUGUAGAAGACUGGAUCCAUGACCAUAUGAAUCUAGAAGGCAAGCCAAUUCUUUUCUUUUGGAGAAAUUCUCCCUCUGUUGUAAUUGGUAGGCAUCAGAAUCCUUGGCAGGAAUGUAACCUGAAUCUGAUGCGAGAAGAAGGAAUAAAACUGGCUCGGAGAAGGAGUGGAGGAGGAACCGUCUACCAUGAUAUGGGUAAUAUCAAUUUGACUUUCUUUACAACCAAAAAGAAGUAUGAUAGAAUGGAAAAUAUGAAAUUAGUUGUGAGAGCUAUGAAUGCUGUCCAACCCCAGCUGGAUGUACGGGCUACCAAAAGAUUUGACCUUUUACUUGAUGGACAGUUUAAAAUCUCAGGAACAGCUUCUAAGAUCGGCCGGACUACUGCUUAUCACCACUGCACUUUAUUAUGUAGUACUGAUGGGACCUUCUUGUCUUCUUUACUAAAGAGCCCCUACCAAGGGAUCAAGAGCAAUGCCACUGCUAGCAUACCUUCUGUAGUUAAAAAUCUUUUGGAAAAAGAUCCGACUCUGACCUGUGAAGUACUGGUGAAUGCUAUUGCUGCAGAGUAUGCUGCUUAUCAUCAAAUUGAUAAUCACAUUAACCUAAUAAACCCAACUGAUGAGACAUUGUUUCCUGGAAUAAAUAGCAAAGCCAAAGAACUGCAAACUUGGGAGUGGAUAUAUGGCAAAACUCCAAAGUUUAGUAUAAACACUUCCUUUAAUAUAUUAUAUGAACAGUCACACUUGGAAAUUAAAGUAUUCAUCGAUAUAAAGAAUGGAAGAAUUGAAAUCUGUAAUAUUGAAGCACCUAAUCAUUGGUUGCCACUGGAAAUAUGCAACAAAUUAAAUUCAAGUUUUAUUGGCAGUAAGUUUUGCCCAAUCGAAACUAACAUGCUAACAAGUAUAUUACUGAGAACAUGUCCUGAAGACCGUAAACUACACAGUAAGUGGAAUAUACUCUGUGAAAAUAUUAAGGGAAUAAUGUGAUUCCAAGUAAAUUUCAUUAUGCUGACAAUUUCAGUGCAAAAAUAAAAUUUUGAAAUGCA
Messenger RNA from Galeopterus variegatus (Sunda flying lemur), 1189 nucleotides. Its product is annotated as lipoyltransferase 1, mitochondrial. Gene Ontology annotation, molecular function: lipoyltransferase activity. Gene Ontology annotation, cellular component: cytoplasm; mitochondrion. The transcript has 2 exons. The coding region runs from base 9 to 1130 and encodes 373 amino acids. NCBI's taxonomy places the organism in Eukaryota, Metazoa, Chordata, Mammalia, Dermoptera, Cynocephalidae. The record is from RefSeq and is a predicted model, not a curated record. Gene Ontology annotation, biological process: protein lipoylation.